Fraxinus pennsylvanica is the source of this 1224-nucleotide messenger RNA. The record is from the annotation of a GenBank genome assembly. Lineage: Eukaryota; Viridiplantae; Streptophyta; Magnoliopsida; Lamiales; Oleaceae.
AUGGAUGAAUAUAAUCAACUAGGUGAAAACGCAUCUUCAAGGGGCAGUUUCUUGUAUGGGGGUCCAAUUCUUGCACCAAGUUCUUCUUUAUAUGGAAGAACAAACAGUGGAUCGAAUAAUCAGCAAAGCCAGUUGCCAAUUAACAAUUUUCAUCUUCAAUCAAGUGAUUGUUAUGAUCAAUCUGAAGGGCAAGGUCAUACUUCUGUCAAAACUGAAGCUGGGACUUCUCAAAUUCAUGCUCCCAAGUUUCACUACCCUUCUAUAAUUAGAGGGCACUACUCGGUUCAAGAUCAUCGCCCAAGGCAACAAGAAAGUGAGAAUUCUAGUGAAGUCGAUGCCAUUAAAGCCAAGAUUAUUGCUCAUCCUCAGUACUCCAACCUUUUGGAAGCAUAUAUGGAUUGUCAAAAGGUGGGUGCUCCACCUGAGGUGGUGGCUCGGCUCACGGAGGUUCUCCAAGAGUUUGAGACAAGACAGCGAGCUUCAGCGGCCAGUAGAGAUGUGUCAAAAGACCCAGAACUUGACCAAUUCAUGGAAGCUUACUAUGACAUGCUGGUGAAGUACCGAGAGGAGCUCACAAGGCCUUUACAAGAGGCUAUGGAAUUCAUGCGAAGGAUUGAAACGCAACUGAACAUGCUAACAAGUGCUCCCAUUCGGAUCUUCAAUUCUGAGGAGAAGUGUGAGGGUGUUGGUUCAUCCGAAGAAGAUCAAGACAAUAGUGGUGGAGAAACAGAACUUCCUGAGAUUGAUCCACGUGCUGAAGACCGUGAACUGAAGAACCACUUAUUGAGAAAAUAUAGUGGAUAUUUAAGUAGUUUAAAGCAAGAACUUUCCAAGAAAAAGAAGAAAGGAAAACUGCCCAAAGAUGCCCGACAGAAGCUCCUUAGCUGGUGGGAAUCACACUAUAAGUGGCCAUACCCAUCGGAGUCGGAGAAAGUGGCAUUGGCUGAAUCAACUGGUUUGGACCAGAAACAGAUAAAUAACUGGUUCAUUAACCAAAGAAAACGGCACUGGAAACCUUCGGAAGACAUGCAGUUCAUGGUGAUGGAUGGCCUCCAUCCGCAGAAUGCAGCCCUCUACAUGGAAGGUCAUUAUAUGGGUGAAGGUCCUUACAGGCAUGGCAUGAAAGUUGUACCUCUGCCGUUUGAUCCAAUUGCAAUAAUUGGAUACCCAUCUUUGACAGCCCAAGCUGAUAUAUAUUAUUGUUACGAGUAUCAGUAUCACUAA